GGUUCAGGGUUAGAGGAGCAGAGGAACUCCGAUCAUAUCAGAGGAGAGAGCUGGAGUCUCCAGCGGCUGUCACAUUUACAGCAAUCGCGAAGGAGGGAAAAGAACGAAGCUUUGCCUUGCUUUGUUUGGAGGCGACAGGAAAGCAGUUAAACCCCCCUUUCCCAGCUAAACAGCCGAAAACAAGUCCAGAUGUUUCAAGUCUGAGGGUCGCUGUCAUACGAGACCAUACCAGAGGACUCUUCAUCCAAGAUCUUGCCUCAUAUAUAUAUGUAUAUAGGGUAUAUAUUUUUUAAAAAAAAAGCUUUUAAUGUACUUUGAUAUUUGUAAUCACUUUUUCCUUCAGUUUUAAGGAAAACGGUAUUUUUCCUCCUGAGGACUUUGUGACAACUCUGGCUGGUGAGAAUGGGGUUGAAGUCUGUAGUUGGACAUCUUGUCUGGAGUUUGUUUAUCCUUUGGAAUGUUUGUGACUGUGUUCAAACUCAUCAGGACGCGAAUCACCCGCGAGGCGCUGAGACCGUAAUCAACCUCUUGAAGGCUCUAAAUGUCACUCACUCUCAACGGUUGGUAUCUAAGGCCAAAGGUCGUGACCCAGAGAUGCCGGCCUGGCGUUUCCGUUCCCGCACGCCUCAACUCACGCUACCCCAGGACUUAUCCGACUACCUCUUUAGCACCUCACAGGGCGUCCUGGGUUUGCACCUAGUGGGACGGCAAACCAAAGGCUCGGAGGCCACUCUCAUCUCCUUCGUCUACCCUUCCCACCUGCAGCAUGAUGGACGCCCCCUGCUGGAGCUUGUCUCCAACACCCAAGAAAACUGGCUGCAGUUGGAGUUCAGGUCAGUGAAUGGCCAGCCGGAGGUGAUUAAGCUGCCGGGUGGGAAUCCGUUCAUAGCCGGUGGUUGGGUGAGGAUGGCUCUGAGUGUGGAGCCCAGACAGGUGGUGAUGUUUUUGGAAUGCGAUGAGGCUGUGGUGCUCAAACUGAAAGAAGGUGGACGAAUCCUGACUCUAGACUUCCCACAUGAUCUGCAGGUUACGUUCUCCAGCACUGCAGGAAAUAAGGCUAGCAAGUUCAACGGUAUUUGGCAGACUGCUGAACUCUCCACAAGGGCAUAUGAGAGGCGUCCAUGGAUCUGUGACAAUUUAACAGACUCCCUUCCUGACACAGUCCAAAUGACCAGUUCCACCGUAUCGACAGUCUCAGACCUGGAUAUGAUGCAAGACCAGGGAGGCCGUGGAGAUGAAGUAGCAAUAACUCAAAGAUACCCCAGUGAUUCAGACUUGCGUUUUAAUGUACUGGAGAGAAACCUGCAUAGCAUGAUGACCAUGCUGGACAUGCUAAAGAAACAGAACACUGACCUGCAAGCGAGGAUUGAUCACUUGGAAACAUGUGAGUGUUCGAAACGAAAAUGUGUUUAUGAAGAACGUCAGGUGGAUGAGGGGUAUCGCUGGUCUCCUGACAGCCGCACUACCUGUUCCUGCACCAAUGGACAAAUUCAGUGUGACCGCUUAAAUGAAUGCAGCUUUCAUGGCAGUAUCUACAAUAAUGGUGAAGUCUUCAGCCCAGACGACUGCAACCGGUGUACGUGUGAGCAUGGAAGAGUAGAAUGUAAUGUGAAUCCAUGCCCAUCACAGUCCUGUGAGGUACCGUCUGUUCCUAAAAGCCCAUGCUGCCGUGACUGCCAAACAAAAUGUAAACAUGAAGGUCAAAUCCAUGUGAACGGUGAUGUGUUUGUGUCGAGAUCAAACCCUUGCCUCAACUGCAAAUGCUCUAACAGUCAGGUGUCGUGUAAUCCCAUUCAGUGUCCAACCACGCCGUGUCCCAACCCCUACAAGAGACCUGGGGAGUGCUGCCCUACCUGCUCUGCAUGUGAUGUGGACGGUCGACCAUACAACGGCUCUUUCAGCACCGUUGAUGGCUGCCAGACCUGUACAUGUCAGGGUGGGAAUCAGGCAUGUGUAGAUGUGCAACAGUGUCCUCAGACGUGUCAAGAUGGUGUGAAGCCACCGUUUGGCUCCUGCUGCAGAGAUUGUUCCCGCUGUAACUUUGAUGGGCAAGUUGUCCUAAAUGGCAUCUCUUUUCAACCCACACGUGACCCCUGCAAACGCUGUGUGUGCAAUGCAGGGAAUAUAGUCUGUGCCACUCAGUCGUGUCCUACACCUCCUUGUCGUUUGGUGGAGACUGUAGGUGGGCAGUGCUGUCCCAGGUGUCGAAGUUGUGUCCAGGACAAUGUGUGGCACCUGCACGGCUCUCAGUGGACGCGUCCUGAUGACCCCUGCACGACCUGUACAUGCACGGAGGGUCAGGUUCAGUGUGCGAGUGCAAACUGUCAUGUCCCCUGUACGAACCCAGCCUCUCCGCCCCCUGGAUCCUGCUGUCCUGUCUGUGACGGUUGUAAUGUGAAUGGAAGGGACAUCCUGAAUGGGAUGUGUUUGCCGCCAGGACCCCAGUGUGAGGGCAGAUGUACAUGUGAGAAUGGGAAUAUUAAUUGCGUUCGGGACCCCUGCCCACCGACUCCCUGUCAUAAUCCCGUGAGGAGACAAGGAGAAUGUUGUGAACGAUGUGAGGAGUGCAGAUAUGAGGAUGAUGUAUACACAGACGGUCAAACCUUCGUAUCCAGACAGGAUCCGUGCUUGAAAUGUCAGUGCUCGGGUGGGCAAGUGUUGUGUGAAACUACAAGAUCUUUAUGUCCAACUACGAGUUGCACGCACCCAACAAAACCACCUGGCCAGUGCUGCACUACUUGUCACAUGUGUGAAUAUGAAGGAAGGUUUUACGAAAAUGGAGCGGAUUUCAGGCCUCCCGGAGCUGGUCCCUGUGUCCAGUGUAUAUGCAAGGAGGGUAACGUGAGAUGCCACCAGGAAAGAUGCCCAUCUACAAAUUGUGCAGUCCCCACUCCUGCCCCUCCUAACGUCUGCUGCCCAGUGUGCAGAGGAUGUAUAUCAAAUGGUGUUCAGUAUGAGGAACGAGCCACGUGGACUGACGGAGACCAAAGUUGUUCUUGUGUGGAGGGGCAGGUGACAUGUAAACCAAACUGUGCACCGACCCCCGUGCCCUGCCUAAAACCCACCACUCCAGCAGGUGGUGAAUGCUGUGACCCCUGUGGGCAGUGCGAGUACAAGCAGCGUUUUUAUGGAAACGGCCAAACUUUCCAGGACCCGGAGAAUCCCUGUGUGACAUGCACCUGUCAGGAUGGUCGUGCUUUGUGUGGUAUGGCAGGCUGUAGUGGAGUGACGUGUUCUAAUCCAUACACUCCCCCUGGAGAGUGCUGCCCCCGGUGUCCAGACUGUCAGUAUGAUAACCGCAUCAUUACUAAUGGAGGUACAUUUCCGAAUCGUGAGAAUCGAUGUGAGGAUUGUGUUUGCACUGAUGGACGUGUGGAAUGUGGGAAUCACGAGUGUCCAAAGCCGAACUGCAACUAUCCCCGGCCGGGGACGUGCUGCCAAAACAACUGCAAUGGAUGUAGAUAUGCAGGUAAUGAGUAUCUAAAUGGAAUGGAAUUUCCACAUCCAGUAGACAAAUGCAGGAUGUGCCGUUGCACCAAUGGUAACGUCCAGUGUCUGAUGAAGCGAUGUCCAGCGGUGCAUUGUGCUGAUUCAUUCAUUCAGUCAGGAGAGUGCUGCCGCCAGUGUCCAGCACCCCCUGCUGAAUGCUAUGUUGAAGGACAGCUUUACAGACACAUGCAGCAGUUCCACCAUCCCAUUGACAGCUGUCAAUCAUGCUCCUGCACCAAUGGGACGAUGAGAUGCCGGCGCAGGCCCUGCCCCUCUGCCGCCUGCUCUCACCCCAUAAUUCAAGAGUGCUGUCGCACAUGCGAUGGCUGUCUGUAUAAUGGGAAGGAACACGCUAAUGGUGCUACAUUUAAGGAUGCAUCAGACCCAUGCAGGACUUGUGUUUGUCGUGACGGGACAGUCACAUGUGACAUUAAUCACUGUCAGCGCAGCGCCUGUCCUUUCCCUGUACAGGGCAAGUGUGAUGCGUGCAUGUAUGCUGGCGUGGAGUACCAGAAUGGUCAGGAGUUUGCAAACCCUGCUGAUCACUGUGGUCGUUGCAUGUGCAUGAAUGGUCAUGUGACCUGCAAUAGGAGGCCAUGUCAGAACCCGGGAUGUACUUACCCCACCACUCGGCCGGACCAGUGCUGUCCUGUGUGUGAUGGCUGUCAGUUUGAGGGAAGAGCUUAUGCAGAUGGUGAGUCGUUCCCAUCACCCACAGGAUCAUGUGAGGAGUGCAGAUGUUCUAGAGGUGAGGUUCAGUGUUCUCCUAAAAGCUGUCCCAGCGUCUCCUGCCCUAACCCUCAGCGGGACCCCUGCGCAUGCCAAGUGUGUGAAGGCUGUCAAUACCGUGGUCGGGAUUGUGGAAAUGGAGAACGCUUCCCUGAUCCCAAUGACCACUGCCAGGGCUGUAUUUGCCUGAAUGGAAGUGUAUCAUGCACACCCGUGUCUUGUCCGGAAACGCCCUGCAAGCGGCCCGUGCGUUCUCCAGGUGAGUGCUGUCCUGUGUGCACAGGGACAUGUGAACACCUGGGACAAGUGCAUGAGAACGGUGACAAAUUCAUCCCACCCAACGACCGCUGCUCUACCUGCACAUGCCUGAGCGGAGUCGUGUUGUGUGAGAAGAAGUUGUGUUCUCAGCAGUGCGCACAUCCGGUGCGCAAUAGGCACUGUUGUCCGGUAUGUGACGGCUGUCUGUUUGAAGGGCAGAAGUACAGAAACACACAGACGUUCUAUGCCCCCUCGGACCCCUGCAGGCGCUGCGUAUGUCAUAGAGGCUCUGUUAAAUGCACCACGGUUAGCUGUCCUGUGGUUUCCUGCCAGAACCCCGUCACCACACCGAGACAGUGCUGCCCACUGUGCAGAGUAUGUGUUCAACAAGGUCAGGAGUAUAAAGAAGGACAGAGCUUGACCCUGCCCACUGACCCCUGCUUAAACUGCACCUGUGUGGAUGGUGAGAUGAGCUGUGUAGGUCCUCAGUGUGCUAAACUGACCUGCAUGCAUCAGGUCACUGAUCCCGGCUCCUGCUGUCCCCGCUGCAGAGGCUGUUUUUAUGAUGGCGUCGAGCACCAUGAAGGCAGUACCUGGUUUCCAUCCAGUGGUCCCUGCAUGUCCUGUAUGUGUGUGAAUGGAGUGACCACCUGCUCGAAGGUCCACUGUCUCUCCACCUGUCUAAACCAGAUCAGCGUCCCAGGAGAAUGUUGCCCAGUGUGUGCAGACUGCGUGUUUGAAGGCCAUGUGUAUGGCCCUGGAGAGAGUUUCCACCCUUCUGGUGACCCCUGUCAGAUCUGCACCUGUGAGGUGAUGCCAGACGGGCAACAGCACUUGCGCUGCUACAGGAAGCAGUGCCCGCGUCUGGUGGACUGUCCUAAACACAAUAUCCUAUACAGCGGCUCUGACUCCUGCUGCCCUGUCUGUGCACAGCCCCUCAGUAACUGCACAGCUACCCUGAUCGGUAAUGAAGUGUUGGCCACUGAUGAUCCAUGUUUCACCUGUCAGUGCAAGGAUUUGACGUGGACGUGUAUUCAUCGGGGCUGCCCUCCUCUCAGCUGCCCUCCAGAUCAUCAGCACACACCCCCUGAUUCCUGCUGCCCCAUCUGUGAUGAGUGUGUAUUAGAGGGCGACAAAACCCACGUGCCAAACGGUCAAAGAUGGACAGACAAGGACAACGAGUGUAUCACCUGCAUCUGCAAUCAAGGGCACAUCGAGUGUGAUCUGCAGGAGUGUCCUCCUCUUGAUUGUCCGGAUGGAUCAGUCAAAGUGAAGAACCCUGGGAAGUGCUGUUUAGAGUGCAAAGGCAUCAAAGCUGUAGUGCACUACAUAGACACUGGUGCACACUGUGUGUACGAGGGACAGCUGUACAGCCACAAUGACCACUGGGAGGUGGACGAGUGUACGUCCUGCAUCUGUGUGUCCGGAGACGUGCACUGCCAAACCCAGAGAUGCCCAGCGCUCACGUGUGCCUCGGAUGAAACUCCGGCUCUGGUUCCUGGAAUGUGUUGUCCUCACUGCAUUCCCCGCCCCGCCACCUGCAUUGUGUUUGGAGACCCUCACUAUCGAACAUUUGAUGGAAAGAUGGUGAACUUCCAGGGGACUUGCACAUAUGUUCUGGCUCAGGACUGUGAGGGCGGAGACUUCAGUGUCCAUGUAUCUAAUGAGGACCGGGGACGUAGGGGAGUGUCAUGGACCAAAGAAGUGACCGUGCUUAUUGGAAAUGUUGUGGUGCAGCUGUUUCAAGACUGGAUUGUCAAGGUUGAUUAUCAACACGUCUCCCUGCCGUUUCUUAAAGAGCCGUAUGUUUACCUGGAACGCAAGACCAACACCAUCCUCCUGAACACCAAUGUUGGGCUGAAGGUGUUAUGGAAUGGCCGAUCUCAUGUUGAAGUUAGUGUUCCUGGUACCUACAAGAAGAAUAUGUGCGGUUUAUGUGGAAACUUCAAUAACUAUCCUCAGGACGACAUGAAACUUCGCAACGGACAAAUCGCCAAAUCUGAAGCAGAUUUCGGAAACAACUGGAAGGUGGGCAGUGGAAGUUCAAGUGUUCAUUGUUCUAAUGUGAAAAACAUUGAUCCAUGUAAGGAGGCCGGAUACUCCGCCCGUAAGACCGCAAACGCUCGCUGCGCAGUGCUUAAGUCACCCGUGUUUAAGCGGUGUCAUAAGGUGGUGCCACCCGAGAUGUUCUUUGCUUCAUGUGUGUAUGAUCUGUGCGCCUGCGGGUCCAAUAUGGACGAGUGUUUGUGUGACGUGUUGGAGGCUUACUCGUCCCAGUGCCGUGAAGCCGGGAUUGUCCUGCAGUGGAGGUCGCCGACACUCUGCGCCGUGGGUUGCCCGUUGGACCGUGGUUAUGUGUUUGAUGAGUGUGGGCCUCCGUGUCCUAAGACAUGUUUUAAUAAAGACGUGCCACUCGGUGUGAUCGAUGCUCACUGCUUUAAACCCUGCGUACCAGGAUGCCAGUGUCCCGCUGGACUGGUAGAACACAACUCCCACUGCAUUGCCCCUGAGAAAUGCCCUAAAAUUAUCCAUGGCAAUCUUUGAGAGCCUCAAACUGUGGAGUCGAAUCAGUUUGUCUACAAGGUCUAAAUUUGUUUUUAAUUAUCCCUGAGAUCUGAUGAACUAAAACAAGUAAAUUGGCAUUAAGAUUCAUUAGUACACAUUAUUUCGUAUAAAAACAUUUGUAAUUUUUAUCAAAAUGUAAAAACAUUUCAGCUGACAUCAUAAAUCCCUCAAACUUAUCAACCAUUGUCCUUCCAACAUCUGCCUCCACUUUUCACAAUCCAAUCAUUUCCUGAUGGAUAAAAAGUCGUUCUCAUUUUUUCUCAUUGAAUAUCCUGUUGCAUUCAGAAAUACAUCAGAUUACAAUGAGUUGCGAAUGGAGUUUUGUAUUGACUUUAAAAUGCUUGAGCUUAACGCACAUUUAAUUUUUACUUUAUAGCUCAAACCACUUAAACAAUCCUCUACUGUAUGCUGCAUUUAGUUUUUUGUAUGUUUGUUUGUUUGUUGAUUGGUGCUACUGUCUGUAAGUGUUUCUGACACUAUGUUAACCUGUGUUUAAUGGAGCUAAAUUACACAUUAUCAGUUAACAUCCACUGAUAGGAGGAUAUUUGAGCCAACUGGACAAAUUUUUCCUCUUUCUUUCACCACAGAUGCAAAGAGGAAAAAGCUUUUUUGAAUUAUCAUGAGAUUUCUUUUCUUUUCCUCUUCAAUUUGAUAUUUUUAAACAAAUUAAUGAGUUAAACAAAAUGACAAAGACAAAUCUGCAUAGUUUUUUGCACUGUUUUUGAUGGGCCUUUUUUGCUGUUGCACUGGUGUUGUGAUUAAAAAAUGUUCACUCUCUUGAAAUACAGAGUUUUGUAAGCAAUGUUAUUACACUUGAUAAUUUUAUUUACAAUACUGACAGUGAAUCUAUGUAAAAAUAGAAACACAAAAAGAGCUAAUCUGAUAUAGUGCCUUCAAAGAAUUAUAUUGAGUUAUGUAUGUUUAUAUGUUAUAUUCAUCAGGUGCAUUGACAUUUAUCAGUAUUUGUAUGUCAUAUUUAAUGUAUUCUCAUAUUUACUGUAUGUCCUGUUAUUACACCAAAUCCCAUCUUCA
Messenger RNA from Ctenopharyngodon idella (grass carp), 8073 nucleotides. RefSeq names its product kielin cysteine rich BMP regulator (gene kcp). NCBI's taxonomy places the organism in Eukaryota, Metazoa, Chordata, Actinopteri, Cypriniformes, Xenocyprididae. The record is from RefSeq and is a predicted model, not a curated record. The transcript is spliced from 48 exons. The coding region runs from base 403 to 7020 and encodes 2205 amino acids. Gene Ontology annotation, molecular function: protein binding.